This is a messenger RNA of Rotaria socialis, 1575 nucleotides long. The record is from the annotation of a GenBank genome assembly. Lineage: Eukaryota; Metazoa; Rotifera; Eurotatoria; Philodinida; Philodinidae.
AUGAAUGCGAAUGAUAUUCGUUUUUUAUCUCAUUAUUUAAUUCCCAAAGAUUGGACUGUUCAUUUCAUUGAUCGAAGAACAGAUAAAAAACAACUCGAGGUAGUGCAAGAGCUUAUUGAAAAUGCUCGGCUAUUCGCUUUUGACACUGAAACAAUGCCUAGUUUUUAUCAUCCCAAUUUCCAACGUAAUCAAAAUAAUAAAUGGACAAAUGGUAUCUGGCAAGGAUUACCAAGUCAAACUCAACCAAAUUCAUGUAUAAGUAAACCAUCACUUCUUCAAAUUGCUGUUCGCAGCCAACAACGGCAUGGCAAAGAUGUGCUCCUUUUCGAUCUUCAAGAAUUAUUCGAUCGAUCAAUUGUUUAUUUUCGUGAAUCUCAUACAAGCAGUAUUGUUCAUAAUCUAAUUCGAUUAAUAUUCAAUCAUCCCAGUGCAUAUAAAAUUUGUCAAUCAUUUGUCAAUGAUCUAUCACAAUUGAAAUGCUCAUAUGAUGAAGAUUGCUUUCAUACAACUAAACUUCACCAUUGCAUUGAAUUAUCAGAUCUAUAUAGGCAAGUUUUUCCGGAUGAAAAAAAUCAACAAAUCUAUGGCCUACAACGUAUGACAGCAAUGACACUACAUUUUCAAUUAGAUAAAAAACAACAAUGUGCCAAUUGGUCUAAACGCCCGUUAACACAAUCGUUACAAGAUUAUGCUGCCAUCGAUGUUAUUGUGAUGAUUGAUAUUUAUGAUCGACUAAAAACUAAAAUUGAACAACAAUUAAACGAGCAAGACAAUCAACUAUCUACAUGGGAAGAUUUUCAAAACUCUGUUGAAACCUCAAUUGAUCUAAGUCAACUUAUUCUUUAUCAUUGUGUAUGUGGUGAACGAUUUAUUACAAAUAAAACUCGUAAUAAACAUGCCCGAGCAUGUAUUCAAGAGCAACAACGAAUUGAACAAGUUGCUGCAACAGAAGCACAUGCUCGUAAAAAGAAGAUUAAAAAAAUUUCAGUUAAUAGUAAUGACCCAAUAAAACCUGAAGCGCCUAUGACAACAUCUUUUUCAACACUUGACUUUGACGCACCACCACCACCACCACCGCGUGGUCGUGGCUAUAUUCCACCGGCACUGAAACGUGCUUAUCAAUCUUUGAAUCAAACAUCAUUCUAUGAACAAGUUCGAUGUUCAUCAGCCUAUGAUGAACUUAAUCAAUUAAAUGAAAAUCGUCCACCUGACGCUCAAUAUUUUCUUGAAGAUGAUGACACAGAAGUGGCACAAGCAUUUGGUCUUAAAAUAAUGAAUAUAUCUCCGAAACCAAAAUUAAUAAGCCAAACUCAAUCGAAUGCAUUGUCAACAGCUGUGUCUAAGCAAAAUCUUAAAAUAGCUGCUUAUCCACCAAAGAUUUCAUCGCAAUCUCUAAAUAGUGAAAAAACGUUCUACGAUGAAAAUGAAUUACUCGAUCGUCUGCAAGAUGAUUUGGAUAGUCAACCUGAUUUUCAUUGUCAUCUUUUUGGUUUAGGUGGUCGUGGCCGAUCAUUAUCAUCAAUGCACAUAUCUCCACCAGAGCCGUAUCUAAGCAAACGAAGUCAUUACUCCUAA